AUGAUGAAAGGUUUCAAGAAUAGACUUACACGAAACAAAAGUCAAUCUUCAAGUAAAAAGUCAGAUAAAAAAUCAGAUAAAGAUAAAGAAAAGGAAAAAGACAAAGAUAAAAGACUGUCUUCUCCAAGUUCAAUGGGAAAUAAUAAUAAUAGUUCUAAAAGCUUAUUAAGUCAAUCUAGUUCUUUAAAAUCAACAACAACUAGUGCGUCUCCUAAUACCUCAAGAACUAGUAGCACAAAUAGCUCGGUGAAAUCUGUUGCUAGUAAUACAACUGGUCCUUCGUCUCCCCAAGCACUGCCAACACAUGAAUCUCCCAAGAUUCUCCUAAAUGACGAAAACGCGACUAACAUGUUUGAUGGCUCCAAUCCACAACAACAACAUCCCCACCUACACCAACAACAACAACAACCGCAACAGCAACCAGUUCAGUCACAACCGCAUACUCAAACAUCAAUGGUUCAAGCUGUAUUAUCUCCAAAUAAACCAAAUGUUGUACCUGGACAUGUAUUUAAUGGAGGAUCUAGUAUAGGUCAACAAGCUUUACCAUUCACUCCAACACCAACUUCUCCAUUGACUUCGUCAUCUACAAUCGCAGCAACAGCUAACCACCCUACCCCUUCAGUCUCAUAUGAAAUCGGUAAAGCGCAUCAUAGUCAACAAGGUGCUCAAACUCAUUUCCAAUUAACUCCAAAUAUUUCAUCUCCAAACAAAGAUCUCAUUGAUAUUGACUUAAUAGUUGCACCAAAAAGACAUUCCUCUUCUAGAUUUGAACCUCCAAGUAAUGAUAGAUACCAUGAAAUAGUCAAAUUACCAAACUUUGAUGAAGUAUUACCAGAAGAUCAAAUCCCAUUGUUUAUACAAAAAAUUGAUCAAUGUAAUGUCAUGUUUGAUUUUAGUGAUCCUACUUUUGAUAUUCGAGGUAAAGAAAUUAAAAGGAUAACAUUACAAGAAUUAAUUGCGUUUAUAUCAAAUAAUAGAUUCGCUUAUACUGAUGAAAUGUAUAAACAUGUUGUUACUAUGUUUAAAAAGAAUUUAUUCCGUCCAAUUCCUCCACCAGUGAAUCCAGUUGGAGAAUUAUAUGACCCUGAUGAAGAUGAACCAGUUAGUGAAUUAGCUUGGCCCCAUAUGCAAGCCAUAUAUGAAUUCUUUUUACGAUUUGUUGAACUGCCUGAUUUUCAACAUCAAAUUGCUAAACAAUAUAUUGAUCAUGAAUUUAUUUUAAGAAUUUUGGAAUUAUUUGAUAGUGAAGAUCCAAGAGAACGUGAUUGUUUAAAAACUACAUUACAUCGUAUUUAUGGGAAAUUUUUAAGUUUAAGAAGUUUUAUUAGAAAAUCAAUAAGUAAUGUAUUUUUACAAUUUGUAUAUGAAACUGAAAGAUUUAAUGGUAUUGGUGAAUUAUUAGAAAUUUUGGGAUCGAUUAUUAAUGGGUUUGCAUUACCGUUAAAGGAAGAACAUAAGUUAUUUUUGGUUAGAGUUUUAAUGCCAUUACAUAAAGUGAAAAGUUUGUCAUUAUAUCAUCCACAAUUAGCUUAUUGUGUUGUUCAAUUUUUAGAAAAAGAUCCUACAUUGACUGAAGAUGUCAUUAUGUGUUUAUUACGUUAUUGGCCUAAAAUCAAUAGUCCAAAAGAAGUUAUGUUUUUAAAUGAAAUUGAAGAUAUUUUUGAGGUUAUGGAACCAAACGAAUUUGUCAAGAUUCAAAUCCCCCUUUUCGCUCAAUUAGCUAAAUGUAUAAGUUCUCCUCAUUUCCAAGUUAGUGAAAAAGUAUUAUGCUAUUGGUCAAAUGAAUAUUUCUUAACUUUAAUUACUGAAAAUGCUGAAGUUGUAUUACCAAUAAUUUUCGCUUCAUUAUAUGAAUUAACUAAUUCAACCCAACCAGGAAUUGAAAAUGGAAUCAUGCAACAAAAAUUAUCCCAACAUCCAAAUGCAACAGUUGACGCCAAUGGAAAUCUAAUUGAUAAUGGAUUAGUAUUACAAGAUUUACAACAAGGUAUUAUUCCAAGUUCAAAUGACCCCAACCACCCUCAUUAUAAUAUAUUCCAAGUUCAUGCGUCAAUAAACCCCAACCACCCCCAUAACAACCCCAACAACCUCAAUUCCCCAACUCAAGAAAGCGUACACACCCAUACCGAUCUCAACGGGAAUGAAUUAACCGAUGAUGAAUACUAUGACCUGUUCAACGCCAUACAUAACACCAAUACCACCGGAGGUAUGGAUGAAUAUGGAGCUGGAGGAGGAUAUGGAGAUGAUGCUAAUAAUUUAUUACAACAUAAUUCCGCCACUUCUAAUUGGAAUAGAAGUAUUCAUUCAUUGGCAUAUGGGGCAUUAAAGGUGUUUAUGGACCAUAAUCCGAUCUUAUAUGAUCAUUGUACUGUGUUAUAUCAUCAAUCAUUGAAGGAACAACAUGAGAGAGAGAUUGCGAGAAAAGAAGGUUGGAAGAGGAUUGAGGCUAUUGUGAAGAGGAUUAAGGAGAAGGAAUCGUCACCAAAAGAUAAUAAUAAUGAUGCGGUGAUGAUAAUGGAGGAAGAAAAGAAGGAUACGAAUUCUAUAAAUAUGGAGGACGAGGGGGAGGACCAAUGA
Molecule: messenger RNA, 2577 nt
Organism: Hemisphaericaspora subhashii
Lineage: Eukaryota; Fungi; Ascomycota; Pichiomycetes; Serinales; Debaryomycetaceae
Gene: RTS1
Product: protein phosphatase 2A regulatory subunit
Exons: 1
Coding region: 1-2577 (858 amino acids)
Biological process (GO): signal transduction
Cellular component (GO): protein phosphatase type 2A complex
Molecular function (GO): protein phosphatase regulator activity
Source: RefSeq, a predicted model, not a curated record